GAAUCACUGCUAGAUCUGAAGAGCUCAGGUUUCUUUUGCAGCAAUGGCCACAAAAUGGGGCAUCUGUUCUGCUGGGAAGAUAAGCAAUGAUUUCAUGGUAGCUCUGCAGACCCUGCCCGCUGAGGACCACCAGGCCGUGGCUGUUGCAGCUAAAGAUCUGAAACGCGCUAAAGAAUUUGCCCGAACUCACAAUAUACCAAAGGUGUAUGGCUCGUAUGAAGAUCUUGCCAAGGACCCAAAUAUUGAUAUCAUCUAUGUUGGUGUCCUGCAUACAGUACAUCGAGAAGUAGUUAUGAUGUUCCUGCAGAACAAGAAAAAUGUCAUGUGUGAGAAACCACUAGCCAUGAACUCAAGAGAGGUUAAAGAGAUGACUGCAGCUGCAAGGAAAUACAACGUCUUUUUCAUGGAGGCAAUGUGGAGCCGCUUCUUUCCCGUAUAUGACCAGAUCCGCACUCUACUAUCCCAGAAAGCCAUAGGAGAUAUCAAAGUUGUGCGGGCAGAAUUUGGCUCCAACCAAUAUCAUGUUCCUCGGGCAGUAGGGAAGGAGCUGGGUGGUGGAGGUCUCCUGGACAUUGGUUGUUAUUGUAUCCAAUUUGCAUUGAUGGUAUUCAGUGGUGAAAAGCCAGAGUCUGUAACAGCUAAAGGUUUUCUAUAUGAGACUGGGGUCGAUGAAACUGUAACGAUUAUACUGCAAUACCCCGGUAAAAGGCAAGCCAUCCUCACCUGCACUAUCAUGGUUGGAAUGCCAAAUCAGGCUGCCAUUUGCGGUUCUACAGGCAUGAUUCAGGUUCCCUCGUGCAUGUGGUGCCCAACUUCAGUCAUUUUUAAUGGGAAAGAAACCAAAUAUCCUCUGCCCCAGUCUACGAAAGCCAUGCAUUUUACAAACAGCACAGGACUAAGCUAUGAAGCUGAGCAUGUACGCCAGUGUUUACUUAAAGGAUUAAAGGAAAGUCCACUAAUGACUUUGGCUGAUAGUGAACUACUGGCCACCAUUAUGGAGGAGGUUCGUAAACAACUUGGAGUUAAUUUUCCCCAAGACAAAGCUUGAACCUUCUACAUUUAAUAGGUGCAAAUAAUAAAUGUUUAAUAAAAAAUGUAACUUAAAAAAAAAGACAAAUGUAAUAAGCAUGAA
This is a messenger RNA of Bufo bufo (common toad), 1132 nucleotides long. Its product is annotated as trans-1,2-dihydrobenzene-1,2-diol dehydrogenase-like. Lineage: Eukaryota; Metazoa; Chordata; Amphibia; Anura; Bufonidae. The coding region runs from base 44 to 1048 and encodes 334 amino acids. Gene Ontology annotation, biological process: D-xylose catabolic process. The record is from RefSeq and is a predicted model, not a curated record. The transcript has 7 exons. Gene Ontology annotation, molecular function: nucleotide binding; D-xylose 1-dehydrogenase (NADP+) activity.